UCCAUGACGUCUACGUUACACUUUGUUUUUGUACGAGAGAUUAACUAGUGUGCUCUAGCUGCUGCCUAUCAUGUAGCCUGACUUUAUCAUUUGUGAUUUACUAUCAUUGUGAUUUUAUUCACUCAAUCAAACAGUUGGCUUUUCUGGGAAUUUUAGUAAAUGUGAAAUUGAUCGUUCGAAGUAGGCCAUGAAUGGAAAUUCAAAUCCGCUUUUGGACAAAGAAGAGCAUGUCUUAAAGCUUGGGGAAAGCUUUGAAAAACGCCCUAAAUCUUCGUUUCAUACCAUUAGAUAUGAUUUCAAACCAGCGUCCAUAGACACAACUUGUGAGGGGGAACUGCAAGUUGGAAAAGGAGAUGAAGUCACCAUCACAUUACCUCACAUUCCGGGUUCCACACCACCCAUGACGGUAUUCAAAGGCAACAAGAGGCCAUAUCAGAAAGACUGUGUUCUGAUCAUCAACCAUGACACCGGGGAGUAUAUCCUUGAAAAGCUGAGUAGCAGCAUACAGGUCAAGAAGACCAGAGCGGAGGGCAGCAGUAAGAUCCAGGCGCGUAUAGAGCAGCAGUCAGUAAGGGCUAACCAGCCUCCCUCACAGUUCCGUGCUCCAACCAAGCCAGGAGUGGGUGCCAAAGCAUCUCCAUCACCAUCACCAUCCAAGGACAAUCCCUCCCCUGAGCCUCAGCUAGAUGACAUCAAGAGAGAGCUGCGCGCGGAGGUGGAGGUCAUCGAGCAGAUGAGCAGCAGCGGCAGCAGCAGCUCGUCAGACUCGGGCAGCGGCUCUGGGAGUGGCGACGACAGCUCCAGCAGCGACGGCGAGGGCGAGCGAUCGCGAUCGCCUGCUCCCCACCACCAGCCCUCUCCAAACCGCCUCCCCGUGGUCAACGGCACUGACAAGCCCCAGAGCAGCAACCAGCUCAUCAAUACGCUCAGGAAUGACCUUCAGUUGAGUGAAUCUGGAAGCGACAGUGAUGAUGACUGAGCACCUUUUGUUUUCCCAUCUUCGCUGCCAUUCUCCUUCCACUGAGUACCCCAAUCCCUCAAGCCCCCAAACCCCCAAACCCCCAAACCCUAGCUCUCAGUGUACACUCACUUGUGCAAAGCUUGGCUCCUCUAUAUUUUAACUAUCCCGCUGACUGAGCACUGGGAGAUUAAAAGAGUGUAUUUUUUAUUAGAUGUAUAUUUUAUUUUGUAUUUCAGAGUUCAGAUCUUUUACAUAUGAGGUUGGAAGAAGGUGUGUAUCUUGGCUUACAUAUUCAGAGACAGCAGAUAAACAUGGUGGAGAUAUGUAUCAGGCAAUGGCAUGAGUGUAUUUUAACUUGAGUCUUUAUUUUCACUGUAUUGGACCUGCUCAUUUAAUCACUCCUGAUACUGUUAGCAUACUCAGCUUUUAAACGGUUACAACAGCCCAUAAGCAGUGCAGCCCAUUGACAUUUUAGACAUAUUUCAGUUUAUUAUCUUUUAUGAUGUUCACCUUGUAUGGGGAUCCACUGUACAGAAGAAAAGGCUUAUCUUUUUCCUAUCAGAAAAAAAAGAAAUAUAUAUAUAUUUUGUAUUUUAGACAUAUUCCAGGACUACGAGCCCGGGAGGUGGCAUUGCAAGAAUUUUGUUUAUUUAUUAUUAUUAUUUUUGUAUAUCGAGAGAAUGCGUGCUUGUUUUUACUAAAUUGUGUGCCCAUUUUACAAAAUUGGGCUCUUGUUUGAAUUAAUUGUGAGCUCUUUUGAAUUAUUUUGGUUAUUUAUCAGUUGAUCAGAACUAAGGGGAGCAGAACAGAUUGUUCGGUAAAAAGCUGGAAAGUUUGGCAAUUCCCACAUUAGAGCAAAGUUUCCCUAUAUCAACAACUCUGUCAAUAAAAAUACAAAUGACCAAGUGAUUUUUAUAGACUUAGACUGUGACAGCGACGUUGUAGAUGGUCAUGAUCAUGACAGUCGGCUGGACACAAUAUUAAGCCAUUUGUCCAGUUCUUAAGGUUUGAUCUUAAGAAUAUCAAGUUGUAGCGUGUAGCCGACCUUUCUAAAAUAAUAAUAAUUACAAAAAACAUUCGAACAAAAGCAUGAAAAGAAGUGCAGGAUUCACUUAAAGGAAGCAUGUGAUUUAAGAAAAACAAGCAUGAUUUAUUAGACGUUUGAGUAAAAUGCGCCUCCUGGGCUUUGUAUAGAACAGGUGGAAGUGCAUGAGAUGGAUUUGGCCUGUCCCAUGAAUUCUCCCAGCAGAGGGAGAGCCUGUGAUUUCAGGAUGCCUACAAGUCAGCUCCAUAUGAUAGUAGUGUGACACAAUCAGUGAUGGGUAAAAGUCACGAGGAAUGUUACAUUUUAGUCACAAGGGAACAAUUGGUGCAACUUUAUGCAGGCAUCCUGUACAAUAAACAAGGAUUGAAAUAUAUAGCUAUAUCUACAGAUACAUUCAUAAAAAAGUGAGACUUUGAAACAGUAUUUUGUCAUUCAGCUGGUCACAGGCUUUAGUUUUCCCAAUGGCCCUAUUGGUUUUAUGUAGCAGUCAUCUACCAAAAUGUCUAACAAUCUGAAAGAAGAAAAAAAAGGCAGGUCACAUCAGGUACAGAAUAUACCACUUCCUAUUUUUUCAGUUACUGAAUUUAAGUUGUCUUUACAUCACCUCUUUUUUGGACACAUUCAACAAACAGACAUAUGUCUGAUAUCACAGGUCACUUUAAUGAAUGUGUAUAUAUGUUAUCACAUAGGUCAUGCUGUUAGUACACAUAUUGGGAAUGCAAAAAGGAACAAAAUAUAUCAGGGUGUUAAAAUAAAAUGGCCAAUAUGCAGGACACAAAGUGUGUAUAGACAUAGAGUCUUCAACUCUGGCUCCCAUGCUUUAGACGUUACUGAAGAGUGAGUUAUAAGAAAGCGGCGGCCAUUUUAUCAGGAUUAGAACAUUCACAAUUUGCAGUUGUAUACUAUUAUCUUUGUGAGCAGUUCUUUUUUCUGUGUGUUCUGUACUUCCCCACCGCUGUGGUGCAUAUCUGGCCCUCUCCAUCUCCCAAGCUUGAUGGCUUCUUUGCUUCCAUAUUGGGGUUAUUUUAGUUGUUUAUUUAUCAGUGUAUCUACCGUUUGUAUUUUGUGGAAUUUUAAAUGCAUUAAAGUUUGUGUCUAUCCAAA
Molecule: messenger RNA, 3110 nt
Organism: Sardina pilchardus (European sardine)
Lineage: Eukaryota; Metazoa; Chordata; Actinopteri; Clupeiformes; Clupeidae
Gene: eaf1
Product: ELL associated factor 1
Exons: 6
Coding region: 188-979 (263 amino acids)
Biological process (GO): regulation of DNA-templated transcription; transcription elongation by RNA polymerase II
Cellular component (GO): super elongation complex
Molecular function (GO): transcription elongation factor activity
Source: RefSeq, a predicted model, not a curated record